AACCCUUCCUAUUUUGAUUUGGGCAGAGAGCUUGAGCCAUUUUCUCACUGGCUUUUUAGAAGCAAAACUCAAAAGCUUGUUCUAUUUCAAUAAAAAAAAAAACUCAUUUAAAGCAAACUGAUGAAUAAGUAAGUAAUCAAAGAAAUGAAACGGGCUCAAUUUUCCAUGAGGAGAGAGAGAAGGCGUUGUUUUUUUCCUAGAGAGAGAGAGUGCAGAGGAGGGGGAGGAGGAGAAGGGGGCGGUGGUUUGGCUCUUCUUCUCACAAAUUCCAUAUUCCUCUGAAGGAGAGAAGGACAACAAAACAGUAACGACAAAAACGAACCCCCCCUCGCAUUGUCCACGAACAAACAACUACUACAAGUCAUUCAUUCAAUUCCCCUUUUUCCUUUGUUUUGUAUUUUUUAUUAUCAUUUUGGAUGAGAAUUAAGGAGGAGAAGCUGCUGCUGCUCAACCGCUUGCUGCCUUUGCCUUCCCUCCCUUGCCCCUUGCGCCAAUUCUAAAGCCAACCCUUUUUCUCCGGAUUCAGGGAUCACGCCGCCUCACCCCUCCUCAACUUUACUAAUUAUCUUGGGGCUUUUUGUGGGUUUUCCUUCAAUUGAAAAGCCCAGCAAGGGACUCGUGAUUGCCGCGCCGCCUGGCGAGUUCCUCGAGGCCGAGGUUGCGAUUGCGGGGCUUGCUCUGUUUGCUGCCCGAUUGCCGCAGAUUGGAUAAGCGCCAAUGUUCAGAGAAGACGGAUCAUCAUCUGUAACUUCAUCGCCGCUUCAGGCUUUCCCCAUGGCAUCACUUUCGCCCGGCUUGGGAUCGCCAUAUCCCUGGCUCAGAGAACUCAAAUCCGAGGACCGGGGCCUCUAUCUGAUCCAUCUGUUGCUUGCUUGUGCAAAUCAGGUGGCCAAUGGAAACCUCGAGAAUGCGAAUGUAACCCUCGAUCAAAUCUCCCAGCUUGCCUCCCCUGAUGGAGAUACUAUGCAGCGCAUUGCCGCCUACUUUACUGAGGCGCUUGCCGAGAGGAUUCUGAAGAGUUGGCCUGGUCUUUACAAGGCCUUCCAUUCCACCAGGAUUUCUCUGGUGUCGGAUGAAAUUCUUGUCAGGAAGCUGUUCUUUGAGUGUUUUCCCUUCUUGAAAGUGGCCUUUGUGAUCACAAACCAGGCGAUUAUCGAGGCUAUGGAAGGGGAGAAGAUGGUUCAUAUAAUUGAUCUAAAUGCAACUGAGCCCGCACAGUGGCGUGCACUUCUUCAAGACUUGUGCGCUCGCCCUGAAGGCCCGCCCCAUUUGAGGAUUACAGGGGUUCAUCAACAGAGAGAGAUCUUGGAGCAAAUGGCUCAUAUAUUGACUGAGGAAGCUGAGAAGUUGGAUAUUCCGUUUCAAUUCAACCAAGUAGUUAGCAAAUUAGAGGAUCUCAACAUUGAAAAACUGCGUGUUAAAACUGGUGAAGCUCUAGCAAUUAGCUCGGUCCUCCAACUGCAUUCUCUUUUGGCAACUGACGAUGAACUCAGGAAGAAGUCCCCGCUCGCAUCAAAGAAUGCAAAUGCAGUUAAUUUGCAAGGAGCCAGAGCCAUGCAAACCAGUCAAGGCACUCUAGGGGAGUUGCUUGAGAAAGAUGUGGUUAAUGGGUACAGUCCAAGCCUGGACUCAGCUUCGUCCACCCCAACUUUAAACACUUCGGCCAAGAUGGAUAGCUUCCUUAGUGCCUUAUGGGGUAUGUGGCCGAAGGUCAUGGUCGUAACAGAGCAAGACUCAAACCAUAAUGGAUCUACUUUUAUGGAGAGGCUGUUGGAAUCCUUGUACUUCUAUGCAACAUUGUUUGAUUGUUUGGAAUCUACAUUUUCAAGAACAUCCCUGGAGAGACUGAAGGUGGAGAAGAUGCUAUUCGGGGAGGAAAUUAAAAACAUCGUAGCAUGUGAGGGAGCCGAGAGGAAGAAGAGGCAUGAAAAGCUCGACAGGUGGAUUCAGCGGCUUGAUUUGGCUGGCUUUGCAAACGUUCCUCUCAGCUACUAUGGCAUGCUGCAAGCGAGGAGGCUGCUGCAGAGCUAUAGUUGCGACGGGUACAGGAUCAAGGAAGAGAAUGGCUCUGUGGUGGUUUGUUGGCAAGACAGACCUCUUUUCUCAGUAUCAGCUUGGAGGUGUAGGAGGUAGAUUUUGUAUCAUUUACUGCUUUUAUAUUUUCUCUUCUUUUCUUUUUCACCCUUGACUUAGUAUGAAGAAUUUUGUUCGUUUGGAAGUCCAUCCUUUUGGCUUAAACUUAUGGGACUCUUGUGUGCCUGCCUAUACUUGCUGCAUUGUAAGUUCUUUGCUUCUUUUCAUGUC
Messenger RNA from Diospyros lotus (date-plum), 2304 nucleotides. RefSeq names its product scarecrow-like protein 3. NCBI's taxonomy places the organism in Eukaryota, Viridiplantae, Streptophyta, Magnoliopsida, Ericales, Ebenaceae. The coding region runs from base 718 to 2133 and encodes 471 amino acids. Gene Ontology annotation, molecular function: DNA-binding transcription factor activity; sequence-specific DNA binding. The transcript is spliced from 2 exons. Gene Ontology annotation, biological process: regulation of DNA-templated transcription. The record is from RefSeq and is a predicted model, not a curated record. Gene Ontology annotation, cellular component: nucleus.